Messenger RNA from Triticum dicoccoides, 1450 nucleotides. RefSeq lists its product as uncharacterized. The transcript is spliced from 11 exons. The coding region runs from base 162 to 1166 and encodes 334 amino acids. Gene Ontology annotation, biological process: tRNA transcription by RNA polymerase III. NCBI's taxonomy places the organism in Eukaryota, Viridiplantae, Streptophyta, Magnoliopsida, Poales, Poaceae. Gene Ontology annotation, cellular component: RNA polymerase III complex. Gene Ontology annotation, molecular function: DNA binding. The record is from RefSeq and is a predicted model, not a curated record.
AAGCUGUCCCCUGCAGGCAUCGGCAUCGGCAUCCUCCUCCCCUCUGCUUUCCCCACUUUCCCCUACCUCGGUCGCUCCACCCUCGGCUGCGCGGCCGGCCGGAACCCCCGCGCGCUCCUCGGCCCUGCCUUCUCCACGGCCGAGAUCUUCCACUUGUUCUCAUGGACGAUAAGCGUGAAAAGGGGAAAGACAAGGAUGGCUCUGCUUCCACUCCACCCAAUCGCCGCAAGGCCGGGCUUAAAUUUUCGCCCAAGGUGCCUACUAAGAAAACCCCAAACAUUGUCCCUAAGAUGGAACCGGAAGAGGAGAGCGAGCUUGACGCAAUUGAUAAGGAUCUGUUGAGGAAACUUAGAACACCACAGAGUAAAGGUGCCCUCGAAAGAAGAUUCAAGGCUGAGAAAAAUGAAGCCUGUGUUCAGGUUACAUUUGGACAAGUGAACUCUUCAACUGCAAGAUCCUUCCCCGCCCCUAAAAGUUCUUCAUCAGUUAAACAAGAGCAGGAGGUAAACCUUUUUAGCAAGUAUAUGAUGUCUGACGUUACGACUUCUGCUGCAAAGUUACCCAAACAGUUCACUGGACCUCAGGACUUUACCCAUCCCAACUACAACUAUCCUCCUAUUACUCUGCCUCUAAGGAGGCCCAACUCUGCAGAUCCAGAAUUUUUUGAUGAAGACGUGUUCGGAGAGUUCUCUUCCAGCAGAACACAAGAUGGUGAAUUAACUGCAGCUCAGGAGCUUGGGCUAAUGGACACUGAGGACAAGAUGAAUACACCACAGUUGCUCUUCUUCCAGUUCCCUGCAUCUCUUCCUUUACUGCAGGUUGUAUCAGUUGCUGUAGCAGAUAUGGACACCAGUGACAGUGAGGGUGUUGAAACAGAAGAACCCAAUAAGAAGAGGAGACUCGAGUCGAUCGACGGCUGUAAGCUAAAAGAUUUGCCAGGCGGUUUCAUGGGGAAGCUGCUCGUGUACAAGAGUGGUAAAGUGAAGAUGAGGCUUGGAGAUGCACUCUUUGAUGUUUCAGCUGGUUUGGACUGCACAUUUGCUCAGGAGGCUGUAGCGAUCAACACAAACAAGAAGCACUGCUGCAGCCUGGGGGAGGUGAACAAGCGUGCGAUCGUUACCCCUGAUAUCGACUACUUGGUAGAUUCCAUCAAGAGGAUUGGAUAGCCUGUGGGGAACUACUGACAAGUAAAGAAAUUAACGGUCGCAAGUGUCACCACUCACUACUGUUACUUGUGUUUCACGCUGAGGAUUGUGGAGAUGUAAAUUUGCAUUAGGAGAAUCGUGGCAAUUGAUAUGAUGACGUGGAUGUGGUAGUAACAGCUAGUGGAGAUGUUUCGACAAUCCUUUAAUUUUUCACGGUACAGCGGGUGGGUUUUCUCUGUCACUUUGGUCAAGAGUUCACUGGUGAUUACCAGUCUUUUUCAUUGAUGGGGGCCUUGUGGAACUCA